UACCAGAUAGAUUAUAUCAACCAAAUAAUCAACUUGUCUAUACCUCUUGCUAUAAAACCUAUUAUGAAAGUUUGGAAUAUGAUAAUCUACAAAGUCAAGAAUAUUAUCAGACAGGAUUAGGAAAAAGAACUUUUGUUAACUAUAAG
Dentiscutata heterogama is the source of this 146-nucleotide messenger RNA. Lineage: Eukaryota; Fungi; Glomeromycota; Glomeromycetes; Diversisporales; Gigasporaceae. The record is from the annotation of a GenBank genome assembly.